CCCCUUUUCCUCUAUCCCCGUUUUUCCCAUCUAGAAAUGAGUGAAUUCAGGUCCAAAUUCUUGGAGGUUUACUCAUUGUUGAAAUCUGAGCUCCUUCAUGACCCUGCUUUCGAGUUCACUGACGAUUCUCGCCAAUGGGUCGAGCGGGGCUGUGCCAACAUCAUCAGGCUGAGGGCUGGGAGGGACGUCUUUUAACUCUAGGCCGAGUGGAAAACCGUGAGAAAAAGUUCCAUUGCGCUAGCCCACCUCAUCGGCUCAGAGAUACGACAACAUCAGGCUGGGAGGAUCGUCCCUAAUGUGAUGGAACUUAAAAUGUUGUUAGUGUGUCAUGACGUAAGCAUAAGAUGCUGGAUUACAAUGUACCUGGAGGUGUGAUCAAAACUCACCCAAAAAGCUUUCAAGAUUUUCUUGCAUUGCAUGCAAAAGCUUGAAGAGGAAUUAAUAUUUGGCAGAUAUGAUCGUUUUAAUUUAAUUUAAUUUAAUUUUUUUUUAAAUUUGAAUGUACAAUUCCUUUUGCAGGAAAGUUGAACAGAGGUCUCUCUGUCAUUGAUAGCUACAAGUUACUAAAACAAGUGGAAAAGCUCACUGAAGAUGAAGUGUUUCUGGCUUCUGCACUUGGUUGGUGCAUUGAAUGGGUAUUGCUGUUACUAUUUGCUUCAAGCAUAUUUUCUUGUUCUUGAUGAUAUCAUGGACAAUUCUGUUACACGACGUGGACAACCUUGCUGGUUCAGGGUACCAAAGGUCGGUAUGGUAGCUGUAAAUGAUGGCAUAAUGUUACGGAACCAUAUCUCGAGAAUCCUCAAGAAUCAUUUCAGAGAAAAGCCUUAUUAUGUGGAUCUUUUGGAGUUGUUUAAUGAGGUAGAAUUUCAAACAGCCUCAGGACAGAUGAUAGAUUUAAUUACCACACUAGAAGGAGAGAAAGAUCUAUCAAAGUACUCAUUACCUCUUCAUCAUCGUAUUGUUCAGUACAAAACUGCAUACUACUCGUUCUACCUUCCGGUUGCAUGUGCAUUACUAAUGGCAGGUGAAAAUUUGGACAAUCAUAAUGAUGUCAAAAACAUUCUCAUUGAUAUGGGAAUCUAUUUCCAAGUGCAGGAUGAUUAUCUGGACUGUUUUGGUCAUCCUGAUGUAAUAGGGAAGAUUGGAACAGAUAUUGAAGAUUUCAAGUGCUCUUGGUUGGUUGUGAAAGCACUAGAACUAAGUGAUGAGAAACAGAAGACUUUACUACAUGAAAACUAUGGGAAAGCGGAUAAGGAUUGUGUUACCAAAGUGAAAGAGUUAUAUAAAGCCCUCAAUUUGGAGGGCGUAUUUGCCGAGUAUGAGAGCAGAAGUUACGAGAAGCUAGUAAAAUCCAUAGAAGCUCAUCCAAGUGAUGCAGUACAAGCAGUGUUGAAAUCUUUCCUUGCAAAGAUACACAAGAGGCAGAAAUAGAGAACAAGAAAGAGAUCGACUUCGUUGGCCAAGAACUGUCAGCCCAAGGUACAUCAUUUUCCUGCUAUAUAAUUUGGUGGAUGUAAGCAGAUUAUGAUGAAGAAAUGUUAUGGAAUAGUGAAUCUGCAACGAGUUAUGUUUGAUUUCUUUAUGAUAUUUAAGGCUUCAGAAGUCUCUCAGAUUUCCCUAUCUUUAGUUGUCGCUUUAAGUUUUAACACAUGUCUGAGUAUAUUUCAUAUCUGGUUACCAAUUCAACUACAUUUAAGUUCUAGCAAAUGAAAAAUACAAUACGUAUCCGUUUGAUAAUCAAA
Molecule: messenger RNA, 1742 nt
Organism: Benincasa hispida (wax gourd)
Lineage: Eukaryota; Viridiplantae; Streptophyta; Magnoliopsida; Cucurbitales; Cucurbitaceae
Source: RefSeq, a predicted model, not a curated record